Molecule: messenger RNA, 2268 nt
Organism: Grammomys surdaster
Lineage: Eukaryota; Metazoa; Chordata; Mammalia; Rodentia; Muridae
Product: cytoplasmic dynein 2 heavy chain 1-like
Exons: 16
Biological process (GO): microtubule-based movement
Cellular component (GO): dynein complex
Molecular function (GO): minus-end-directed microtubule motor activity; dynein light intermediate chain binding; dynein intermediate chain binding
Source: RefSeq, a predicted model, not a curated record
AUCUCUCUCCCUGGUCUCUACCAGACACUCUGCUUUGAAGACGGGGCACUUUGGCGUACUUAUUAUCAUCACUCGAUGUGUGAGCAGGAGUUUCCAUCAAUUCUUGCAAAGAAGGUUUCCUUAUUUCAGCAGGUUCUUGUAGUUCAGGCUCUGCGGCCAGACAGACUGCAGAGUGCCAUGGCUCUGUUUGCCUGCAAGACUCUGGGGUUGAAGGAGUUAUCCCCUCUUCCUCUGAACCUCAAACGCUUAUACAAGGAGACACUGGAGAUUGAGCCCAUUUUGAUCAUAAUCUCCCCGGGGGCUGACCCUUCUCAGGAACUUCAGGAACUUGCUAAUACUGAAAGAAGCAGCGAGUGUUAUCACCAGGUUGCUAUGGGUCAAGGUCAAGCUGAUUUAGCAAUUCAGAUGCUAAAAGAAUGUGCCCGAAAUGGAGACUGGCUCUGUUUGAAGAACUUACAUCUUGUGGUGUCUUGGCUUCCAGUUCUGGAGAAGGAACUGAAUACUCUUCAGCCUAAAGAAAGCUUUCGUCUGUGGCUUACUGCAGAAGUUCAUCCCAACUUUACCCCCAUAUUACUCCAGUCAAGUCUGAAGAUAACGUAUGAGUCACCCCCAGGUUUGAAGAAGAAUUUGAUGCGCACUUAUGAAUCUUGGACUCCUGAGCAAAUUAGCAAAAGAGAUAACGUACACCGAGCUCAUGCUCUUUUUAGCUUAGCAUGGUUUCAUGCUGCUUGUCAAGAAAGAAGAAAUUAUAUUCCACAGGGUUGGACCAAGUUUUAUGAGUUUUCCUUAUCAGAUCUUCGGGCCGGGUACCACGUCAUUGACAGGCUCUUCGAUGGUACCAAAGAUGUACAGUGGGAAUUUGUACAUGGAUUACUUGAAAAUUCUAUUUAUGGAGGACGUGUAGAUAACUAUUUUGAUCUUAGAGUUCUUCAGUCCUACUUGAAGCAAUUUUUUAAUUCGUCAAUAAUUGAUGUACUAAACCAAAGGAACAAGAAAAGCAUGCUUCCUUAUUCCAUCUCUCUCCCAAACUCAUGCAGCAUUUUGGACUAUCGUGCUGUCAUUGAGAAGCUCCCGGAGGAUGAUAAACCCAGCUUCUUUGGUCUGCCUGCCAACAUUGCCCGCUCUUCUCAGCGCAUGACCAGUUCUCAGGUCAUCUCCCAGCUCAGGAUCUUGGGAAGAUCAGUCACAGCCGGUUGCAAAUUUGACAGAGAAAUCUGGUCUAAUGAACUUUCCCCUGUUCUCAAUCUUUGGAAGAAGCUGAACCAGAAUUCAAACCUAAUUCAUCAAAAAGUAUCCCCUCCUAAUGAUCGACAAGGAUCUCCAAUACUAUCGUUCAUCAUUCUUGAGCAGUUCAAUGCCAUCCGCUUGGUGCAAAGUGUUCAUCAGUCACUUGCUGCCCUCAGCAAAGUCAUCAGGGGAACUACUUUACUAAGUUCAGAAGUACAAAAGCUGGCAAGUGCUUUAUUAAACCAGAAGUGUCCUCUCACAUGGCAGAGCAGGUGGGAAGGCCCCGAGGAUCCUCUUCAGUACCUGCGAGGUCUGGUAGCCCGAACCCUUGCAAUUCAGAAUUGGGUAGAGAAAGCUGAAAAGCAAGCUCUUCUCGCUGAUACGCUUGACCUAUCUGAGCUCUUCCAUCCGGACACAUUCCUUAAUGCUCUUCGCCAGGAAACUGCAAGGGCAACAGGCUGCUCUGUGGAUAGCCUUAAAUUUGUAGCAUCCUGGAAAGGUCGACUUCAAGAAGCAAAGCUGCAGAUUAAGAUCAGUGGCCUGUUACUGGAAGGCUGCAGUUUUGAUGGCAAUCGCCUUUCAGAAAACCAGCACGAUUCUCCCAGUGUGUCAUCAGUUCUUCCUUGCUACAUGGGCUGGACUCCACAGGGUUCGUAUGGUCCAUAUUCCCCUGAUGAAUGCAUUUCUUUGCCUGUUUAUACAAGUGCCGAGAGGGAUCGUGUGGUGACCAACAUUGAUGUUCCAUGUGGUGGCAACCAGGACCAGUGGAUCCAGUGUGGGGCAGCGCUGUUUCUUAAGAAUCAGUAAAUCUGAGGCAAUGCAGGAGGACUUAGCAAAGUGACAGUUACUGCAAUGCUCCACACAGAGCAUGUAGUCUGUAUUUGAAACAUUAGUUCAGAAUAUCUGCUGCUAGUUGUUCUUGUUGAUGGUCUCCUUGUGUUUCUAUUUUAAUAAAUGUGUAACACCAGCACUAUGUACCUUAAAGAAUUUCAUAUUAAAGAGGGGUAUUUUGUGGUAGGUAUUAAAUAUUUUUAUAAAGAA